CACAGUUCAACAGUAUGUGAGUGGCCUGAGUCAACUGUAAGAACUGACAAAAAAAAAACUGCUUGAGAUGGCUAGAAUGAUCUGCUGGAGGAAUAUGUUCCGUGCCGGGUCUGGGCUUUGAAAAGUGAGCUUAGGCUCAGUGAGGGUGUGUGUUUGGAAGCGUGUCUGUGUUUGUGUGUGCCACUCCUCUGAACACACGGCUAGGGGUGUGUGAGGGGGGGUCUUUGGACAAUCCACGCUACUGCAGUCACAAGACCUCAUAGGCAGUUGAGGAUCAAGAGUGAUGACAACUGUUGGGGAGCUGAAGUGGAGAAAAGGGAGAAAGGACGGUAGGGAAGUGGUCCUCAGAUGACAUUUAACUUCAUUGUCUUCAAUUAUUGAAAUUAUUAUUUUCUCUUUCAACCCUGCCUACCCUCCUCUUGGUAGUCGGAGUGCAAUGAUGAAUUAAUAAGAGCUGUCUGCGCUAAGAGGAUCAAUAGCUUAGUUGCUGUACACUAAGAGAGCAAGCUGGCGUAUUAUAGGGUUAGGGAAUACAAAUGACUGCAAAGAAGAAGGCAGCAAGAAAAAUAAACCACUCAUAUGCACACACCUCUGGAUGGCAACAGACUGCACCUCGCGGGUUUGGGACAGAAGAGACGUAGCACCUUUAAGUACUUUCCAGAGGAAAUACAUUGAACAUGCUUUUACACAGCUCAUCUGAGACCUUUGUUUCUACUCCUGGGGCUUGAGGAAGGAUGCUGAUGCCAUGAGAAAAUAGUUGGAGCUUGCAAUGAAAAUGUGGCAGAAGGAGUUUGAAAUCCUUGCCGGAAGAAUACCAAGAAAAAGGCAUCAACAAGAUACGGCUACUAAUCUUGGGUUGACAUUUCUUUUAUACUACUACAAAACAUCUCUGUAACAUAGACGGAAAGAACAACUUAUCUAUUUUUUCAUGGGGUUUUGUACACGCCUUAUAUACACCUGGAUUGGCUUACUUUUCACUCGCCUUAAUUUGUACUGAACAGCUGUUAAUGUUUUUUGCAUUAAAGGUCCAAGUUUUGCAGAGUUGGAGGUAAAGACUUAACAUACUGAAAGCACUGUUAUUGUAGCCAGAAUGGCUUAAACUUAUGGGAUAUAUAGUUUGCAACUUUGUUUACAUGUCUUGUUUCUUUUGGAGGACAUUUGACAGCUCUGAAGAGAAAUGAAGAGAUUCACAUCAUUUUUUAAUUUCCGCUGGGUUUUCAGAAUGCAUAUACAGUAGGCAGGUUUUUGUUUUGCUAACACAUCCCAACUAAAUGAAGCCUGGAAAUACUCAUGUGGGAAGACAGAAAAAAAUGAUGCACGUGAAUAAUUUCCCUUUCAGGAGGCAUUCCUGGAUAUGUUUUGAUGUGGAUAAUGGCACAUCUUCAGGAAGGAGUCCCCUGGAUCCAAUGACCAGCCCUGGGUCAGGGCUCAUCCUCCAGGCCAACUUUGUGCACAGCCAGCGGAGGGAGUCCUUCCUGUACCGCUCAGACAGUGACUAUGACCUCUCACCCAAAUCCAUGUCCAGGAACUCCUCGAUUGCCAGUGACAUGAAUAACUACCAACUGAGACCUCCUUUGGUUUCUCAGAGAUCAGAACCAAUUAUUACUGGAAAUCAUGGAGACGACCUGAUUGUAACACCAUUUGCACAGGUGCUGGCUAGUUUGAGAACUGUACGGAAUAAUUUUGCUGCAUUAACAAAUGUACAACAAGACAGAGCCUCUAACAAGCGAUCACCCAUGUGUAACCAACCACCCAUCAGCAAGUCCUCCUUUACAGAGGAGGCCUACCAGAAACUGGCCACCGAGACACUGGAGGAGUUAGACUGGUGCCUGGACCAGCUGGAAACUCUACAGACCAGGCACUCCGUCAGUGAGAUGGCCUCCAAUAAGUUUAAGAGAAUGCUAAACCGGGAGCUGACCCAUCUCUCUGAAAUGAGCCGGUCCGGGAACCAGGUUUCAGAAUACAUUUCAAACACAUUUUUAGAUAAACAACAUGAGGUUGAAAUGCCUUCCCUGACACAGAAAGAGAAAGACAAGAAGAAAAGGCCAAUGUCACAGAUCAGUGGAGUAAAGAAAUUAAUGCACAGUUCCAGCUUGACCAACUCUAAUAUUCCACGGUUCGGUGUGAAAACAGACACAGAAGACUCACUGGCAAAGGAGUUGGAAGAUGUAAACAAAUGGGGCCUUAAUGUUUUCAAAGUUACAGAGUUUUCGGGAAACAGGCCUUUAACAGUCAUCAUGUACACAAUCUUCCAGGAAAGAGACUUGUUAAAAACAUUCAAAAUUCCUUUAGACACCUUUAUAACCUACUUGAUGACCUUAGAAGAUCAUUAUCAUGGAGAUGUUGCAUAUCACAACAACAUCCAUGCUGCUGAUGUCGCUCAGUCGACCCAUGUGCUGCUAUCCACACCUGCUCUAGAAGCUGUGUUCACAGAUCUAGAGAUUCUUGCUGCCAUUUUUGCCAGUGCUAUCCAUGAUGUAGACCAUCCUGGUGUUUCCAACCAGUUCCUUAUUAAUACAAACUCUGAGCUUGCCUUGAUGUACAAUGACUCUUCUGUUCUGGAGAAUCAUCAUUUGGCUGUGGGUUUCAAGCUGCUGCAGGAAGAAAACUGUGACAUUUUCCAAAAUCUGACCAAAAAACAGAGACAAUCAUUAAGAAAGAUGGUGAUUGACAUUGUUCUUGCCACUGAUAUGUCCAAACACAUGAACCUUCUAGCAGACUUAAAAACAAUGGUAGAAACAAAAAAAGUAACCAGCUCUGGAGUUCUCCUCUUGGAUAACUAUUCAGACAGAAUACAGGUUCUACAAAACAUGGUCCACUGUGCAGAUCUGAGCAAUCCCACGAAACCCCUGCAGCUGUACCGACAGUGGACAGACCGUAUCAUGGAGGAGUUUUUCAGCCAAGGAGACCGGGAGAGGGAAAGAGGCAUGGAGAUCAGUCCCAUGUGUGACAAGCACAAUGCAUCAGUAGAAAAGUCACAGGUUGGAUUUAUUGAUUACAUUGUCCAUCCACUGUGGGAAACGUGGGCAGACCUGGUCCAUCCUGAUGCACAGGACAUUCUGGACACGCUAGAGGACAAUCGAGAGUGGUACCAGAGCACAAUUCCUCAGAGCCCUUCACCUGCCCCGGGCGACCCCGAGGAGGGGCAGCAGGGCACAGCGGACAAGUUCCAGUUCGAGCUGACACUGGAGGAGGAUGGCGAGUCCGACACGGAGAAAGACAGCGGCAGCCAAGCGGAGGAGGAGGAGGAGGAGGAGGAAGAGGAAGAGGAAGAGGAGAACAGCUGCAGUGACUCCAAAACCCUUUGCACUCAGGACUCUGAGUCCACAGAAAUCCCCCUGGACGAGCAAGCGGAAGAGGAGGAAGAGGAAGAUGGGGUCUCUGUUGAGCCCUGUGUCGUGGUAGAAGAAGACCAGCCUGCCGACACAUAACAGUGUGGACAGCAUUAAAUUAUAGUAAUAUCCAUAAUAAUAAAUAAUAAUAAAGUAAAAGUUCCAAAGCGCACAUGUUGCACAUCACAACCUUGGCCACUCCUCACUCCCUUCUGCCUGGACAGACUAUGUCUGAGACUGCUGAUAGUCCUACAAUUUUGCACUCAGGAAUAUUAGGUCUGAUUUUUCAACUUUAUAGGAAUGGCACAUCAGUGGCUGACAUUUAGCCUACGGGGUCAAAGGUUUUGAAAUCACAGUGAAUUCUUUCCCUUGCCCCCUCUCUUUUCCCAAACAGAAGGAUGGUGUUCCUGGAUUUUACCUUGUCUGACAGACCUAAAGAUGAAGAUUUUUUUUUUGGUUCUAUUUUAUAUAGCUAUUAUAUCCAAGGAAAGUGUUCAACUGUAUCCUGUAUGGCAUCCUACUGCGACCUUUUCUUGG
Molecule: messenger RNA, 3869 nt
Organism: Lepisosteus oculatus (spotted gar)
Lineage: Eukaryota; Metazoa; Chordata; Actinopteri; Semionotiformes; Lepisosteidae
Gene: pde4d
Product: phosphodiesterase 4D, cAMP-specific
Biological process (GO): signal transduction
Cellular component (GO): cytosol; perinuclear region of cytoplasm; nucleus
Molecular function (GO): 3',5'-cyclic-AMP phosphodiesterase activity
Source: RefSeq, a predicted model, not a curated record